Messenger RNA from Lathyrus oleraceus (garden pea), 798 nucleotides. Its product is annotated as spermidine hydroxycinnamoyl transferase-like. Bases 1 to 798 code for a protein of 265 amino acids. Lineage: Eukaryota; Viridiplantae; Streptophyta; Magnoliopsida; Fabales; Fabaceae. Gene Ontology annotation, molecular function: acyltransferase activity, transferring groups other than amino-acyl groups. The record is from RefSeq and is a predicted model, not a curated record. The transcript has 2 exons.
AUGCAUCACAUCCAUAUCCUACAACUAACUUCUACAUUACAACCAACUCCAAAUGGUUAUUUGUGGCUCUCUGAUUUAGAUCAGGUUGUGCGUCUAAGCCACCUACCACUUGUUUUAAUUUACAAACCGAAACAGAACCCAGAGAAUGUCAUCGAAACCUUGAAAAACUCUCUCAGCAAGAUUCUUGUUCAUUACUAUCCUAUCGCUGGUCGUUAUUCUUAUACAAAAGGUGGUCGAGUUGAAUUGAAUCUCAAUGCAAAAGGAGCUGUUUUGGCAGAAAUUGAAACAAUAAAAACAGUUGAUGAUUAUGGUGACUUUUCACCUUAUGAAUCUACCAGAGAGCUUAUUCCAAAAAUCGAUUAUAAUCAACCCAUAGAAGACAUUCCAUUGUUUCUUGUUCAAGUCACACGAUUCUCAGACAAAGAUGAAGCUUUUGCGUUCGCUAUCGGAAUUGCUUACUCUCACCCUUUAUCCGAUGGUGCUGCUUUUAACAAAUUGUUAAAUUCAUGGGCCAAAAUAGCAAGAGAGUUAAAGCCACCACCAUUCAUUCUUGGAAGAUCUGACGCAAAUAUUGAAAGAAACAAGAGUAUGAGAGCUGAAUUAUUGAAACUCACAGCAGAACAAGUUGAAAAGUUGAAGAAAAAGGCUAAUGAAUUUGAUAUUCCAAAAGGGCCAGUUCACACCAAAAUCUGCCUUGCUAACCAUAUCAAGGCAAAUAAGACUUACAAGCUGAGCCAAAACCAUGUUGCAAUACCAAAAUUUUGCAGCAUUGAACAUCUGUUGCAACAUGAGACCUAG